AUGGAAGAUUAAGUUAAGAGAUUACAAAAUUUAGUUGAACAUCUUUAUAGAAAGAAUAAAAUCAACAAUUCUAAACUUGAUUCUGAAUGUUAUGAGGUUUUCUCUGAAUGUGUACUUAUAGUAUAAAAGGAAAUAAGUGUUGAAAUUGGUAAUGUUAUGGAUAAACUCUUUAUUCUUAUGAGAGAGAUGUUUGAAUCUGCUCAAUCUUAAAUUAAACCUCAUCCUUAACCUAAACCUAUUCUCUUAACACCAUAAAUACCUGAUUUUAUUAAUGCACUCUAAUUAGGAAGUGUAGCUAUUUUUGAUUAAUUGGGUACUCCUUAAUAAAUCAAAAAUUAUCAACAAAUUCCUUGGUGUGAUUAUAAAUGUAAAGGUUAAGCAACCAGAAAUUUAAGAACUUAUCAUGAUGUAGGUACUAGUACUAUAAUUGAUUACUAUUAAAAUUGUUAGAAAGCAUCAAGUGAUCUUUUACAGAAAGAAGAAGAAAUGAGAGAAUGGUUAGAAUAUACAAAUGAUACUAUCACUAUGCUUAGUGAAGCUUUGGCUAAUAAAAAACAAUUAGAUAUUGAAUUCUAAGGAAAACCAGAAGAAUUAGAUUUAGUUAUAUCAGAUAUUCAAUUUAGAAGACUAAAUUUGGAAUCAAUAUUGAAAUAAGUCAAUCUAGAAACCUUUGGUGUUCAAAAUUAUGAUCAUACUGUUUAAUUUCUCUUAUCACAUAUUCAUCAUAUUCAAUAAUAAACUGCUAUUGCUAUUAUUCAUCGUUAUAAAUAGAAACAUUAAGAAAAAGAAAAGUAAUAGUAAAUGAUGAAUGACAUGAAAGCAAAACUUAAGAAAAAAACACAUAAUAACAAAGAAGAUUGUAGAUGUUCUUAAUAUGUUAAUGAAAUUAUGAUUUUAAAAAAUAAAUUAGAAUCUGCAUUAAACGAAAUCUCUAAAAAAGAUAAUUAAUUAUUAGAACUUUAGGUUAUUAAUGAAUAAAAAGAUAUGCAGUAUAGAAUGAUGCAUACAUAACUCUAAUAGCUUGAAAGUGAAAAAUCUGAAUUUAAAUAAAAAUUAGAUAAUAUUGUUAGAGAAUAUUCUAAAUUUGUUAAAAAAAAUAGUGAUAGAGAAAGGGGAUAUGUUUCAUCUAGUAGUAAUGAUGAAAUACUUAUAAAUGCUGUCUCAGGAAAUCCUAGAACUACAAGUCGAGAUUAAUCUUAAUAGUAGUCAUCAAAAUAAUAAAUAUAUUUGACUUCAAAAGAUAAUUUUAAUAUUUAGAAGAAGACAUAAUAAAUGGAGAGAUUAGUCAAAUUAGUAAAUGCUUUGGAUGGAAAUAAUCAAACAAGAAGAUUAACAUAAAUGUAAUUUAUAUUAGAAUAGAAGGCAAGUUCUUAAAUUCAUGAAUUAGCAGAUUUAAUUAAAGAAAUUGAAGAAAACGAUUUAUUGUAGAAUGACAAUCUUGAGAAUAGUUAGAUUUCAAAUAAUAUAGAUCCAUAAUCAUCAAUGAGAAAUUUAGAUUAUAAACUUAAAUAAAGUAAUAUAAGUAGGAAUUUACAUUAGAGUUCAUUUGAAAUUGAAACUAGUAAUGAUAAACCUGCAAUAAAAGUUAGUGUACCAACAGAAUAAUUUUCAUAUUAAUAAUAGAUAACAAGCAGUAGAAAUAUGUCUUCUGCUAGUAGUAAUUAGAAAAAGUUGGACUCUUUUGGUUAAUUAACAAAUAAAAUGGAUGUUCUUAAGAUAGUGAAUACAUCUCCAAAUUAAUUGACACCACAUUAUCCACUUUCAAAAGCAAAGUCAUCAUAAAAUAUUAAUAUGAAUAGAUAAAGUUCAAUAAAAUCAGAAAAAAAGUAAUAGAAUAUAAAAUAGAAUGAUGUAAAAGAUAGGAAAGAAACAAAAGAGUAAUCAGUAUAGACUGAUAUAGGAAUGACAUCAAAUUUAUUUUAGACAGAGAAAUAAAAUAGUUUAUUGUAAGAAAAUGAAUAAAUAGAGAAUGUCAAGUUUAAAGGAUCUAAUAGUAAAAACAAUUCUUAAUAAUAAUUGACAACAAGUAGUACUUUUAAUUUUAAUUCAGCUGGAACAGUAGGGAUAGGUAAUCUUAAUUCUCCAAUACAAUCAAAUACGAAUUCAAAUUUACCAUCACCUCGUAAUUAAUAAUCAAUUCAUUAGACAAAUGUUUUUCCUUCUCCAUAAUCUUCAAUACACAAAAGUAAAAUACAAAUAGUGAAACGUGAAUAAGAAUAGAAUAGUCAAUAAUAGUAGGAUGAGAAGAAUUAAGCAAAGAGAAAGUCUUUGAAAUAAAAAAUUUAUGAAUAAUAAGAGGAGAAACAUUUAAAUUUAUAACAUAGAAGGAUGUAUACUACAACAGGUACAUAAUCUUAAAAUAUAUCACCUCGUGAAUAUUAUACUCCAAGAAAUAAAACAAAAGAUGAUCUUGUUUUAAAUAAAUUAUAAUUAGAAUAUGACGAUAAAUAAGAAGAAGAGAAAUUAAUUUUUGAUUAAAUAACAAAUGAGAUUCCUGAAUUGAAUGAAUAAGAUAUAAUAUAAAAGGCAAUUAAUAGAACUCCAGGAUAUGAAUUGGGUUAAGAAAUAAAUGAUAAAGUUUUAGAAACAAUGUUUGGAAAUCUUAGUAAGACUCCAGAAAUAGUUGAUAGAAUAAUUUAAUUAAAUAAGAAUGGUUAAUUAAAUUUUAAUGAGUUUAAAAGAUUUAUAAAUAGGAUGUAAGCAUAUCAUAAAAGAUGUGGAAAAGAAUGUAAUCAUUUAAUGAGGUAUAUAUUUAUGUUUAAUGAAUAAUAUAGAUUUUAUUUGAGACUAGGAUUCGUAUCGAUGAAGUACCUGAAUAAGAGAAGAUUGUUAAAAUUGGGCAAGCCGACGGUUCUCCCUGGUUUCAAAUGAUUA
Messenger RNA from Paramecium sonneborni, 2874 nucleotides. The record is from the annotation of a GenBank genome assembly. Lineage: Eukaryota; Ciliophora; Oligohymenophorea; Peniculida; Parameciidae.